Cokeromyces recurvatus is the source of this 4197-nucleotide messenger RNA. RefSeq lists its product as uncharacterized. Gene Ontology annotation, molecular function: P-type transmembrane transporter activity; ATP hydrolysis activity; ATP binding. The coding region runs from base 1 to 4197 and encodes 1398 amino acids. The record is from RefSeq and is a predicted model, not a curated record. Lineage: Eukaryota; Fungi; Mucoromycota; Mucoromycetes; Mucorales; Mucoraceae. Gene Ontology annotation, cellular component: membrane. The transcript is spliced from 7 exons.
AUGAUUCAAUUAAGCCUUAAUGGCACAUUGAUUAUUAUAUUGUCACUAAUAUUGGGCCACUUUAUCUCAAUUUCACUUGCCUCCCCACAAUUUCAUAUAGUGAAUGAUAAUGAUGCUUUUGGUAAUCAUUGUAAGUUGCCAACUUAUUACUCGUAUCCAUGCCCGGAACUUUGUGUACGUGAUAUUGCCAUGUGCCCCCCAGAUAAUAAACCUCCAACUUGUCCAGAAGGUACAACUUACUGUGUUGAUAGUCAAUGUCGUGAGAUCUGCGAUGACUCUCUUGUAUCUGUAUGUGCUUGUCCCGGUGCUCCUGCAUUAAUCGGUAAGGUGUAUUCUUGUGGUGGUAACAAUCUUCGAACAAAUAUUGAAAAUUUUGUGGUCGAAAAUAAGGCCAACCAAAGUGCUGAAGCAUGUGCAAAAGCUGCAAAUCUUCAAAAUAUUCCUAAUUGGUUACCUAACCCUAAAUCUGCUAUGUGGCAUCAAUGCCCUACUCCUGAUUAUGGCCAACUUACAUUUACAGAACCAGUUUUCAUUGCUCUCUAUAGCUUUUAUGGUUCUUGCUUUAUAUCGUUAUUUUUUUGGUUUUUAUUUAAAAAAUUUACUGAAAAGCCACAACAAUUAUCAACGAAAAAAGCCAAUGAAGUUCAUAGAGAUACAUAUAUUGAUCCCGAGCAUAUAUUAUCAUUGGAAGAGAAAAAAAUGGAUACAAAAUCCAAAACUACUAAUAGCUCAGAUAGUUUUUCUGAUUUUGAUGAUAAUGAUACAAUCAUACAUGCUUAUAAGCGAAACUGGCUUGGUGAUAUUUCUCUCUUGUUUUUUAUUUUACAAACAGUGGGACAGGUAGCUUUCAUGAUACUCAUGACACAGGAUUACUAUACAAAUUACUCUCUUUUCCGUGGCUAUGGAGAAAUCCAGGCUAGUACCUUUAUUGGAAUGUGGAUCAAAUGUAACUAUGCAGAGGGUCAAUAUGUUCAAAUUGAAAGGCGUCAAUCCCCUUUGAUUCUCAUGGUGGAUCAAUCAGAUCGUAUUACAGACUUUGUUCGAUAUUUAGAAUGGAAAUCUAAGCGUAUACUUGGCUUGGAUGUAGUAGUGACUAAUGCACCACUUCGUUAUACCUCUAGUGGAACCAAAUAUUUUGUCUAUCAAUGUACACGUUAUGUUUAUCAUCCAGAAAGUGAUUCCUUUUCGCCUCAUCAAUUUCAUUUAGCUGAUACUCAUGCUGGUCUUGCUGCCUUAGAUUAUGGGCUGACUUCUGAAGAAGCUAUUAUGAGAGAAGAAUUAAUUGGUCCUAACUUUAUUGAAGUCUAUGUCCCAAAUUUUGUCAUUGCCUUGUUUCGAGAAUUUUCAUCCUUCUUUUACAUUUAUCAAUUUACUAUUCUUUGGUUGUUUUACUAUUUUGCUUAUUGGCAAGUGGGUAUCGCUGAUACUGCUGUCAUUCUUGUUUCUGCUCUGGUAAAGGUAAUCGUUCGUCUUCGAUCUGAAAAACGAAUUAAAAAAAUGGCCGAAUUUACAGAUCGUAUCAACAUUCUUCGUGAUGGCCACUGGCAAGAAAAAUCGAUUGCAGAUCUUUUGCCAGGGGAUGUCUUUGAAGUGACAGAGGGUAAGACAACUCCUUGUGAUGGUGUUAUAUUGACAGGCAAUAUCGUUGCUGAUGAAAGCUCCUUGACAGGCGAGCCCUUACCUAUUCGUAAAUUCCCUCUACGAAAGGAUGAUGUAGAGACAGUCUUUGAUCGUUUAGGAAGUAGCAAGAUGUCUACUAUCUUUUCUGGUACCAUUAUCUCUCAAGCUCAACCUGCUUCGAAUGAGAGUCGAGUGACUGCUCUCGUAACUCAUACGGGUACUGCAACUGAUAAAGGUGAGCUUGUCAAGAAGAUCUUAUUCCCAACCCAUGUUUCCUUUAUUUUUGAUGAGCAGAUUAAGGUUGUCAUCUUAAUCUUACUUUGCUGCGGUUUACUUUGUCUUGGCUUAGCUAUCUGGAUGUACGCAAAGGGCACAAGUGCAUGGUUUUAUGCGAUGUUUGCUAUCUCUCAACUUGUCUCCCCUUUGCUUCCAGCUGCCUUGGUUGUAGGCCAGUCCGUUGCUGCCAACCGAUUAAAAGCGAAAAAGAUCUUUUGCGUUGACUUGCCUCGAAUCCUGAUGGCAGGUAAAGUUCAACUCUUUUGUUUUGAUAAAACAGGGACCCUCACAAAGGAAGGACUUGAAUUCUUUGGCGCUCAACCGAUCAAGAAGAAAGCUCAGAAUAAGCCACUACCAGAAUUUGAUAGACAUGAGAGAUCAGUCGAUCGCUUACCUCAUUUAGUUCAAAUCGGUCUUGCGACGUGUCAUGCUGUAACAACCUUAAAUGGUCAAUUUAUAGGAAACCCUGUGGAUAUUGAAAUGUUUAGGUCCUCUGGAUGGCAAUUAAACGAUCAUACUGACUAUAUUGAUACUCUGACACCACCACCACCACCACCAUCAUCAUCAUCUCUUUCUCAAACUGAUAAUCAAUCUCCAAUUCAUGUCUUGAAACGCUAUGAAUUUGUUCAUGCUCGUAUGUCCAUGUCCGUUGCUGUCUUAGAUACAGCCACGAACAAGGUUCAUAUCUUUAUCAAGGGGGCCUAUGAAAAAAUUAAGGAACUCUCUCAUCCAGAUUCGAUCCCUCAGGAUUACGAUCGUAUAACUGCAAAUCAAGCUAGAGAAGGCUGUUAUGUGCUUGCUCUUGCGCAUCGUGAAAUCAACUUGGAUCAAAUAGUAGGUGGCCUUGAUGGCUUUCAACAAUGGAAACGAGAUGAAAUGGAAACUGAUAUUCAUUUUUUGAGCCUUAUUAUCUUUAAAAAUCAGUUGAAACCUGAUACGUCAGAGAACAUUGCUGAAUUGAAACGAGGUGACACACGCACGAUCAUGAUUACGGGUGACACAGCCCUUACAGGUGUCUAUAUCGCUCGUCAAUGCGGCAUGACGACAUCAAAGACCAGUCGGGUCCUCUUGGGCGACUUGGAUUCGCAAAGGGGACGUGUCGUCUGGUGUGAUGUGGAUGAUCCAGAGACAUUCCCAGACAUCAAUGUGGAUCAUUCUCUGAUGAACAAAGAUCAUACGCCUGUUGAACUCGCUGUUACCGGGAAAGCAUUCGAAUGGUUAAACGAUCACGACCUGAUGCGACAGUACUUACUGGAUACGCGUGUAUUUGCUCGUAUGACACCUAAUGGUAAAGUAAAAUGUGUUCAGCUGCAUAUGGAACAAGGGAUUACAGCUAUGACUGGUGAUGGUGGUAAUGAUUGUGGUGCUUUACGUGCAGCGCAUGUGGGGAUUGCUAUGUCUGAUGCUGAAGCAUCUAUUGUUUCUCCAUUCAAUACAAGUAUUCGUAGUGUUCGAUCCUGUGUUGAAUUAAUUCGUCAAGGUCGUGGAGCUCUAGCAACAUCCAUUACUGGUUACAAAUACUUGAUUUUAUAUGGACAAGUAAUGAUGAUGUUGAAAAUCUUUGCUUUUUACUUUUCAGUUUCUAUGUCAGAAGCUAUCUGGAUUGCUAUUGACGUUUUUAUUACAGUCUUACUUACAUAUGCUGUCUCACAAUCAAAAGCUGCUUCAAAUCUUUCUCCUCAUCGACCUACAGCACGUUUACUUGGUCCUCAAGCACUUGCCUCAGGUAUGGGUCUAGUUGCUAUUAACUGGAUAUUUUUAAUUAGCGCUUUUGUAAUGCUUUAUAAGCAAGAUUGGUUCCUAUGUAAUGAAUUUGAUUCACGAGCAGUUGACUUAUCUAAAUGGAUGCUCUUAGCGGAUAAUUAUGAAGGAGAGGUACUAGGUAUUGUUUGUCUUUAUCAAUUCAUCAACAAUGCAGCGGUUUUUAAUUUCGGUUACAAAUUUCGACAAAGCUUUUGGAGAAAUUAUACACUUGUAUGUCUUUGGCUCUUGUAUCUAGCGAUUGCCUCCUAUUGGACAUUAGCAGAUCCAAAUCGAUUUGGAUGUAUGUUUCGUUUUAAUUGUGGGACAAGGGAGGUCCUUGAGCAAAUAGGUUAUGAGCCGCCUACUACCUUUAUUACUCCGUAUAAUACACCAUUAGGACAUAACGUGAUGCCGAGGGAAUUUCGAUGGAAACUAUGGGGUCUAGUCAUUGGAAAUAUGAUAACAGCAUUGACUUAUGAAAGAAUUGUUGUUUUGGGACCAGUCCAUACUUAUUUAGCUAAAAGAUUCCCCCUAAAGAGACUUGAAAAAUCUUUAUAA